ACUAUUCAAAAAUCUAAAAAAUGAUGUUCUAUUUAUGACAUGUUUGCUUGUUAGUCUUCUGUAAAAAUGAAGUUAACAUUAUUUGCCAGGAGAGGGCGAGCCUGUCAUCCAAUCAGUUUUUUAGCUGCACAAAUAGAUCUGUUCAUGACAUUACCAUCUAGUCUCCUCCUCCUAACUCACAAAAUAACCCUCCCAUUUUUUCACUGACACACAAAGGAGAGCUGCUGUUUUGCUGCAAUUCUAUGGAUGUAUUUAAUACAAGGAAAAGGGGAUUACAACCUAAAUUGCAUACUCAUGGGAUUAUAAAAGGAUCUAUAUUUUCUAACAUCUCAAGAUAUGGACAUGAGAAGCUCCUUAAAUGCUUGUAAAUGGCAAGUAAUAUUAUUCUUUCUUUGUAGCUGGGGCUGGGUCUCUGGGCAGCUUCGCUAUUCUAUUGUCGAGGAGUCAGAACCAGGCACAUUAAUAGGGAAUGUAGCUUAUGAUCUGGGAAUAAACCUGGCAGAUAUUAAUAAUAGACAGUUGAGUUUGGGAUCUGAAGGAAGCAGCAGAUUAUUUUCUGUGGCAAAUGGAGCUUUGACUGUGAAAGGGAGGAUUGAUAGAGAAAGUCUGUGUGGAUCCAGAUCAAGCUGUUUACUGUAUUUAGAAAUAAUAGCUGAGAAUCCAUUGGAACUGUUCAGUGUAGAAAUUGAUAUUUUGGAUGCAAAUGAUAACUCUCCCACAUUUCUAAAGCUUAAUCAAGUUAUAACAAUUUUAGAAUUAUUUGCUAAUCCUGGAAAAACAUUCCAUUUAGAAACAGCAAAGGAUCAAGAUGUAGGAACUAAUAGUGUUACACAGUACAGAUUAAAUCCAAACCCUUAUUUUUCUUUGUCUGUAAAGAAUCGUAAUGAUGGAACACUAAUUCCUGAAUUAGUGCUAGAAAAAAUUCUAGACAGGGAAGAAAAAAAAGAACACAAACUUAUUCUCACUGCUUUUGAUGGAGGAGAAAACCCACGGACAGGUUCUUGUGAGGUUACUGUUAUAGUUCAAGACUUCAAUGAUAAUGCACCAGUGUUUAAUCAAUCAACAUACAAGAUCAGCUUAUUUGAGAACCUCCCACUAAACACAGUUAUAAUAAAAUUAAAUGCUACAGAUAUGGAUGAAGGUUCCAAUGGGGAAGUUCAAUAUUCCUUUGUUGAACACAAUAUGGAUACAGCAACAGAAAUAUUUGAUUUAAACCCACAAACAGGAGAAAUAUUUGUUAAGGGGAAUAUAGAUUUUGAAAAAUCCCAAUUCUAUGAAUUAAAUAUCAAAGCAACUGAUAAAGGAGUACCUGAAUUAGAGGGACGCUGCCUUAUUCAGAUUGAGGUGCAAGAUGCAAAUGAUAAUACUCCAGAGAUUCUUUUUACCUCCAAGACAAAUGAAGUACCAGAAAAUGCACCACUGGGAACUGUUGUUGGCUUUAUCAGUGUCAGAGAUAAAGAUUCAGGAAGAAAUGGAGAGGUAAAACUAGAUAUAUCACCAAAUCUACCUUUUAAAUGUCAAUCCUUUAAGAACCGAUAUUCAUUAGUCACUAGUGGAUAUCUGGACAGAGAAAAGAUAUCUCAAUAUACUAUUAAGCUUACUGCAUCUGAUUUAGGUUCUCCAACUUUAUUCAAUCAAACUGUAAUUAUUCUAAAUAUUUCUGAUGUUAAUGAUAAUCAUCCAACAUUUAUGCAACCAGUUUAUAAUUCUUUCAUCAAAGAAAACAAUGAACCUGGCAGUUUGUUGUGCACUGUAUCUGCUACUGAUCUAGAUGAGGGAGCUAACUCAGAUGUGUUUUACUCUAUAGUUGAAAGCCAAAUAGAUGGUUCUGCCAUCUCUUCUUUUGUGUAUAUAAACUCUCAAAAUGGUAAUAUUUAUGCUCAACGUUCUUUUGACUAUGAGCAGAUUCAGGUUUUACAAAUCACAGCAAGAGCUGAAGAUGCAGGAUUCCCCAAGUUGUUGUCUAAUGUUUCAGUCUUCAUAUUCAUCAUGGAUGCAAAUGAUAACGCUCCCUCUAUACUAUAUCCACAAUUCUCAAGGGAGCUUAUUGUACAGGAAAAAAUUCCAAGAUCAGCAUCUGUUGAUUAUCUGGUCACAAAAGUGUCUGCAGUGGAUCAGGAUUCAGGCCACAAUGCCUGGCUUGUCUAUAGUCUUCUUGAAUCAACCAGUGACAGUUUAUUUCAGAUCUCAGAAUACAACGGAGAAAUCAGAAUAAUACGUAAUAUCCAUGAUGCAGAUAAUAAUGGGCAACAGGUUGUUGUUUUAGUUAGUGACCAUGGGGAGCCGUCCUUGUCAACUACAGUUACCAUAUAUGUAAAUAUCAUAGACAACAUUGUAAAUCAAAGUCCUAAAUCUCAGGAUUUCCUUACAAAUUCUCAACCUACACCAGAUAUAACUUUAUAUCUAAUUAUUUCACUGGUUGCAAUUAGUUUGGUCUCAAUUGUAACCUUUGUCAUAUUGCUUGUUAGAUGCUUGAAAAGGGGAAAUUAUGACAGCAGUUGUGGGUCUUGUUUUUCUAACAAAUCUCAACACAAGCAGUAUGCAGGAGAGUAUCAGCCCACACUUUUCCUGAACACAGAUGGAACCUUAAAAUACAUGGAAGUGAGGAUGGCACCUACAGAACCUCAAGGACAAUGCUACCAGGCUUGUUUUCCUACAGCGUCAGAAAACAAUGAAUUCACCUUCAUGAAACCACAAAAUUUUCCACAAUUAAAAGAAAUGGUCAAUGAAACAGGGUCAAAUUCUGAUUCAAAUUAUUCUCCUAAACUACAUCAGGUGAGAUAA
This is a messenger RNA of Bombina bombina (fire-bellied toad), 2784 nucleotides long. RefSeq names its product protocadherin gamma-C5-like. Bases 337 to 2784 code for a protein of 815 amino acids. The record is from RefSeq and is a predicted model, not a curated record. Gene Ontology annotation, molecular function: calcium ion binding. The transcript has a single exon. Gene Ontology annotation, biological process: homophilic cell-cell adhesion. NCBI's taxonomy places the organism in Eukaryota, Metazoa, Chordata, Amphibia, Anura, Bombinatoridae. Gene Ontology annotation, cellular component: plasma membrane.